AUGGCCACCGACCUCGCCAUGAGCGCAGAGCUGCCCACCAGCCCCCUGGCCAUCGAGUACGUCAACGACUUCGACUUGAUGAAGUUCGAGGUGAAAAAAGAGCCCCCGGAGGCCGAACGCUACUGCCACCGCCUCCCGUCGGGCUCCCUCUCCUCCACCCCCAUCAGCACGCCCUGCUCCUCGGUGCCUUCUUCGCCCAGCUUCUGCGCCCCCAGCCCCGGCGCGCAGCCCGACCAGAGCCUCUCCAGCGGGGUCCCCAGCACCGGCAGCAGCAGCCACAACCACAACCACAACCACAACCACAACCACAACCACAACCACAGCAACGCGGGGAAGCCUCAGCUGGAGGACCUGUACUGGAUCCCCAGCUACCAGCACCACAUCGACCCCGAGGCGCUCAAUCUGACCCCGGAGGACGCGGUGGAGGCCCUCAUCGGCAACGCGCACCACCACCACCACCACCACCACCCGGCCUACGAGGGCUUCCGCGGCCAGCAGUACGCGGGGGAAGACCUGUCCGCGGCCUCGGCGGCUCACCACCACCACCACCACCACCACCACGCCCGCCUGGAGGAGCGCUUCUCCGACGAGCAGCUCGUCGGCAUGACCGUGCGGGAGCUCAACCGGCAGCUGCGCGGCUUCAGCAAGGAGGAGGUGAUCCGCCUCAAGCAGAAGAGGCGCACCCUGAAGAACCGCGGCUACGCGCAGUCGUGCCGCUUCAAGCGCGUCCAGCAGAGGCACAUGCUGGAGACCGAGAAGUGCACCCUCCAGAGCCAGGUGGAGCAGCUGAAGCAGGACGUGGCGCGCCUCGCCAAGGAGAGGGAUCUUUACAAGGAGAAGUACGAGAAGCUGGCCGGCCGGACCUACGGUGCGGCGGGCGGGCCCCCGAGCUCCAGAGAUCCGUCCGGGAAACAGGCCAACUUCUUCAUGUGA
Messenger RNA from Phycodurus eques (leafy seadragon), 933 nucleotides. It is a transcript of the gene mafaa, whose product is annotated as MAF bZIP transcription factor Aa. The coding region runs from base 1 to 933 and encodes 310 amino acids. Gene Ontology annotation, cellular component: nucleus. Gene Ontology annotation, biological process: regulation of transcription by RNA polymerase II. The transcript has a single exon. Gene Ontology annotation, molecular function: RNA polymerase II cis-regulatory region sequence-specific DNA binding; DNA-binding transcription factor activity, RNA polymerase II-specific. Lineage: Eukaryota; Metazoa; Chordata; Actinopteri; Syngnathiformes; Syngnathidae. The record is from RefSeq and is a predicted model, not a curated record.